This is a messenger RNA of Ylistrum balloti, 5351 nucleotides long. Its product is annotated as neurogenic protein mastermind-like. Gene Ontology annotation, molecular function: protein binding. The coding region runs from base 46 to 4113 and encodes 1355 amino acids. The transcript has 12 exons. Lineage: Eukaryota; Metazoa; Mollusca; Bivalvia; Pectinida; Pectinidae. The record is from RefSeq and is a predicted model, not a curated record.
AUGGGCUAAGGCAUUGUUCUUGUCUGAAUAGGUACAGCAACAACAAUGAAUCAGUAUCCCGGUGGUUUUGUGCCCAUGAUGAUGCCAUCCGUACAGUCUGUGCAACAGCCCUACAUGGUGGUACGUCUGCCUCAUGGGAUGCCACACCCAGCAGUGGCUCGUGGAGGAACUGCCCAGCCCAGUGCUGCCUUUCUGCCAGGGAUGCAGAUGCCACUCAGUGCUACAGGAGCCACAACGGCUGCAAGAUUUGGUACACAAGGAGGUAUUUUGGCUUCUCCAGCUGUAACAUCACUUCAGGGUGCCAUCCCAGGCAUGCAGAGUGUGGCAGGUCUUCAGGGAGUGCCUGGCAUACAGGCAUUAUCAGGUGUACAGGGUGUAGCUGGUGUUCAGGGAGCACCAACCCCUCCAAUGCUGCCAGUGACCUCCACUGCAUUAGAUGUGCAGUCACUUAACCAGAAAGCCAUGUAUGGUGCACCAUUAGGCCUCAGUGAACAGAUUCUCUUAGCUCAACAACAGCAGCAGCAGAGUCAGCAGCAACAGCUGGUUGGGCAACAGGAUGUAAAAGAAGGAGGAUCUUAUGAUGUCAAUGUUAAAAUGGAGCUAGAUGAUUAUAACUCUGACCUCAACCUUGUUAUAGAUGAAGAUGGAUUUGGUGCUCAACCCAUGGUAAAUCCACCAGGUUUCAAUUUUUGCUGGGCUGGAGCUAGGGCAACAUAUGGAGUCACAAGAGGAAAGGUAUAUUAUGAACUUCAAGUGACUGAAAACCUUCCAACAGACUUUGGAGACGACCACCAAGAAACAAACCCUCAUGUUAUACGUAUUGGAUGGUCUAUAGACCGAUCAUCUUUUCAAUUAGGAGAGGAGCCAUAUUCUUAUGGUUAUGGAGGAACUGGCAAAUUUUCUGUGAACUGUAAAUUCCAGAAUUAUGGGGAGCAGUUUGGCCAAGGAGAUAUCAUAGGCUCACUGUUGGACCUAGAUUCUCGACCUCCCACCAUUUCCUAUACCAAAAAUGGGCAGUGGCUUGGCAUCGCAGCAUCAUUGCACAAUUUUAAAGCAGGAGAAAAGGAAUUUGCCUUAUUUCCUCACAUUCUUUCAAAAAAUUGCAGGUUCCGACUGAAUUUUGGUCAGGAAGGUCCAUGGUACCCUCCUCCCCCAGGAUAUAACUACAUUAGUCAUUUCCUUGCAAUAGAUAGAGUUCGAGGCCUUGAAGCACCUGCUAAGAAAUCAGAUUGUGAGAUGAUCAUGAUCAUUGGCCUUCCUGGUGCUGGUAAAACAACAUGGGGAGUUAACAUGGCUAAAACUCACACAGAUAAACGCUACAACAUCAUUGGCACAGACACGUUGAUUGACAAGAUGAAAGUCAUGGGACUUCCAAGGAAGAAUAAUUAUCAUGGUCGUUGGGAUGUUCUCAUUGACAAGGCAACAAAAGCUCUCAACAAGCUAUUUGAAACAGGGUGUAAAAAGAAUAGGAACUACAUUCUGGACCAGACCAAUGUAUACCCGUCAGCUAGGAGGAGAAAGAUGAAGAAUUUCAAUGGGUUCUAUAGGAUAGCAGCAGUAAUACAACCAGAUGAUGCAGAUUUGCAGCGCAGAUCUGAAAAACGGACAGUUGAAGAUGGUAAAUUUGUACCAGAGUCGGCUGUUCUAGAAAUGAAAGGGAAUUUCAAACUACCUGCAGAGAAUGAUGACUUAUUUGAUAGAAUAGAUUUUAUAGAAUUACCUCGAGAGAAGUGCCAAGUGUUGGUGGAGGGCUACAACCAGGAGGGAAUUGCUAACAGGCCGCCACGGAAGGGAGGUGCAGGAGGAUUUGGAAGAGACAAUCGACCAUUCCAACCCCCAGCAGACCUUAGACAGGGUCAAGGUUACCAAGCUCCUAGUCAAGGUGGUCAGUUCCCUGAUCGAUACAGAGGUCAGGACCGACCACCAUUACCAGGUCAAGGUCGUCCACAGGAAAGUGCUCAAUUCAGGGGAAGCUAUUCGGCAGAAGCAGCAAACUUUAGAGGUAGGGGUGAUCACCAUACUUCUAAAUCUUCUGAGCCUGCAGAGAAGCGACAGAGGUAUGACACAGCAACUAGUGCAAGUGGUUUAGAUUUACUUAAGCAAGAGUAUGCUGAGGAGGAACAGCCUCAAGCAACAGCUCUCGGUCAGUAUGCAGCUCUCCUAGCUGCGCAACAGAGACCACAACAAGUUGUGCCAAAGCAGGAGCAUCAGUGGGCGCGGGCUGAGUAUGGAGGUGUGGGACUCUAUGCUGGGCUGGCUGCUCAAGCUAAAGCUCUUAUGGAUCAGCAAACCCUACAACAAGGAAUACCUCAAGGUCUGCCCCAAGGUUUACCACAGGGCUUACCUCAAGGUCUUCCGCAGGGUUUAGGCUUACUUCCCCAAGUACCUGGUGAACAAUCAUUGCUUGGGCAUCCUGCUGCAGCGUAUGCUAAUAUGCAGCAGUUUGCAUUUAUGGAUCGUGGUGGAUUGAGUCAAAUGACAGGCGCAGGGUUGAUAGCAACUGGAGAUCAAAAUUUUGUGAGGAAGGCAGCAGUACAACCGCCACCACCUCCUCCAGAACUCGCAAGUGCUGGCGAUGUUCUGAGAGGUCAAGGCUGGCAAGAAAAGGAUGGCAAGACCCAAAGUCAAGAAGCAGCAGAUACAGCAAUAAACCGAGACCGUUCAGGUAAUAAUUCAGCAGAUGCAUGGAAAAAUUCUUGGCAGCAACAACAAUCACAGCAACAACAGCAUCAACAACAACAGCAGCAGCAACAACAACAACAAUCACAAAAACAACAACCCUCUCGCCAACAGGAAGGAUUUGGUAAUCAGCUGUCAUAUAACCGACCGGGAUCACGUAAUCAGUCCUCAGAUUCGCAAUUUUCACAAAAACAACCCCAACAGAGACAGCACGAGUCAUUUGAUACUCAGUUUUCUUCUGGAGCCAGACAACAAUUUGAGUCGCAGAAAAAGUUCCCACAGGAAAAGCAUCAACGCGACUCUUAUGGUCGCCAAGAAGAACAGACCACAUACAGAUCUGACAACCAGACCCAAUAUGGAGGACAGAAGCAAUACUCUGGUCAGAGACAAAAUCAGAAUGUUGAUAAUGCCAGGGGUAGACAGCAACCUCAACAGGAUAAUUUUGAAGCUGAUAGAGGUCAGUUUGGAAAUUUUGAAUCCUCAGAUUCAAGGCGUGAAGCUGGUAGUGAUGGUGGAGGAAGUCAAGAUUCCACGAGUAAACCAAGCUACACAGCAGAGGAAUCUGAUAAACCAAAACGUGAGAGGAGGAGGCCUAGUAAGUGGGAUACACCAUCAGAUGAUGCACCACCAUCUCCUACUCCAGAAGGUGAUUCUUCAGCUGCAAGCAUGGAUAUGCAAUCACAACAGGAAGAAAGUGGCCGUCCUGGUAUGAACAGUCCAAGAUGGCAGUCCCCUGAUAAUAAACGGGAUUCUUUCCCUUCAAAUGAUUUUGAUAGGCAGCAGGAACAAAGUCAGCAAAAUUUUAACGAUAACAGGCCUGGUUCUGGUAAUCAGCGUGGUCCACCUAACCAUGAUAGGUCAGGGGGUAGAUAUGGUAUGCAGGAUGAUCGUUCAGGUGGAGGAAGGGGUGGUUUCGGGGGUGGCAGGGGUGGUUUUGAUGGGGGAAGGGGAGGAUUUGAUGGGGGAAGGGGAGGUUUUGAUGGCGGAAGAGGAGGAUUUGAUGGCGGUAGAGGUGGUUUUGAUGGAGGCAGGGGAGGAUUUGAUGGGGGAAGGGGAGGUUUUGAUGGAGGAAGAGGGGGUCAUGGAGGUCGCCCACAACCCCUGAUGGGAGGUCCUGGUCCAAGAGGCCAUCCAGGUCAAAGACCGCCAUUCAGAGGCCAGCAAGGCCCAGGGCAAAGAUUCCAAGGUCCGGGACGAGGCAAAGGACCAGGUGGUAUUGGAGGUCCUGGUGGACCAGGAGGUCCUGGUGGUCCUGGUGGUCCAGGAGGCCCAGGAGGACCUCGACCUUUCAGACCUAGAAAUCCAUUUGAUGGUGGGAUGAGAGGCGGUGGAAGACCUCCGUUUGGACAACGGGGAGGAUUUAAUCAGAGAGGUGGAAUGAUGCGGGGUCCCAGACCUGGUGGUCCUGGAGGACAUUUUAACAGACAUUUAUAAAUGAUAAUAGCGUUGUCAUGCCAAUAUUUAUCAUGCAUUGUACAUAACAUACCAAUUAUGAAAUGGUCAUUUAUUAUCACUGUGUAAAAAGUCUUAUUGAUCUAGAACAUUUUAAAAGCGUUUUUAUUUCUCUUGUUAAAUAAAGAUGAAGUUCAUUAUUGAGAUAUGUGAGUUCUUUGGAAAAAAAUAAGUUAAUGAACAGUUUCUUAAAUUUUUCUUCAUGCAGAUUGAUCAGAAAUUUGCUUGUCAAAACAAAUGUUGACAAUCUACAUUUAUCAUUCGCCCUUUAAGUGUUAUUAUGGUCGUUCAGUUAGAAAUUACUAUUUCCUUGGAAAUAUUACAUUCAGUUGUUUCCAUUUUCAGUUUGAGCAUGGAAACUAUUGUUUAAUCUAGGAUCUUAGGAUGAUUCAGACAUACCCUUUAAGAAUUAAAUGCAUUUAAGCAACUUCAUCCCUCGUUUCUAUUUCAGAUUUUAAGUUACAUAUAUUUAGAUCAUGUGCUACUCGAGUAUUCAGACAGGUUUAAUAAGAAAUGCAAGUUUGAUUCGCUAUAAUAUAUUAUUCGUGUGCAUGAUUCAUAAGUGCGGUAAUAUAGCUUUAUACAAAUACAUUAUUUUGGGCAAGCGGGGGUCAUUUUCAGCGAAAGACUUGUUUUAUUGGUACUAAUAUGUAGAUAGUUCAGUUUGUAUGUUAUAUUCACUUUACUUUUUGUGUGUCCUCGAGUUUUAUUUCAGUUUAGGAUUUUUUUCAGCUACCCUCUCCAAAAUCUGCACUUUUUUUCAGCGUCUUUUGAAAUAAAUAUCAUGAAUGAUCCCUUAAUAGGUAAUGGUCAGUGAUUAUGUACUUAAGCAUUAACUACACUAAGGGAAAAAACAAAUUUGCUAUGAAGCACGUUUGAAUUUCGCUUGUUUCACUCAUAACAUUUUGCUAAAGACAUUCUUUCUGUAUGAAUUUGUACAUUUCAUGUAACGCUUUCUGUAUUAUGCGUUUUCAGAUAUAUGUGUAAGAAGUAAUUCUCUCUAUUGUUUGAUGUGAACAGCUAAUAAAUAGUGUCAUAGUACAUAUGUUGUCUCUGCAUGAGUAUUAUGAUGAUGAAUUUGAAAUGACAUAAUAAGUAUUGAUGAUAUCAGUUCUACCAUAAUUUCCCCAAAUAGGAUCUACCAAUGCUCAUAUUUUAUGUUACUACCUUAUGUAUGUUCUUGUAUUGUGUUUUGUGGAUUAAAUGUAGAAGCUCUUUUA